Helobdella robusta is the source of this 498-nucleotide messenger RNA. RefSeq lists its product as hypothetical. Bases 1 to 498 code for a protein of 165 amino acids. Lineage: Eukaryota; Metazoa; Annelida; Clitellata; Rhynchobdellida; Glossiphoniidae. The record is from RefSeq and is a predicted model, not a curated record. The transcript has 5 exons.
AUGGAAAGUUUAAAUCAGGAUAAUAAUGCUAAUUUAUCGGAUUUCAUUGCAAAGUCAGCUAUUUUGGAUGGAAAAUACUUCACCGAAGUUGAAGUUGCUGAUAAUAAUGUAAAGUCAAAGUUAUUUCGUACUCAAGCUGCGGUUGAUAAACUUAUAACUAAUUUUAUUAUAAAAAGAAUGCGCGCCCUAUCAACGGUUGAACAACCUGUGUUUAUUGAACUUGUAACUGGAUUAUGUGAAGUUGAAUUAGAAUUCUUGGAAGAAUAUUGUCAAAUUUUAGAACCGAUUGCAGCAGCUUUAGAAAGACUGCAAAGCGAUAAAAACUGUUUCUACGCCGAUUUGGUUCCAACUCUGUUUAAAAGUGUGGAGUCUGAUGACGAUUACUUUGGCUUCAGACUGAACACUUCCGAAUCUGCCAAUGCCACCACUUCAAGUUCUAAUGUUAUGAUUUUAGCAAAACACAUCGAAGAAAUUGUUCAUAUGUCGAUUGUUUUAUAA